Urocitellus parryii (Arctic ground squirrel) is the source of this 2610-nucleotide messenger RNA. RefSeq names its product procollagen-lysine,2-oxoglutarate 5-dioxygenase 3 (gene Plod3). Gene Ontology annotation, molecular function: procollagen-lysine 5-dioxygenase activity; L-ascorbic acid binding; iron ion binding. NCBI's taxonomy places the organism in Eukaryota, Metazoa, Chordata, Mammalia, Rodentia, Sciuridae. Gene Ontology annotation, biological process: peptidyl-lysine hydroxylation. Gene Ontology annotation, cellular component: endoplasmic reticulum. The record is from RefSeq and is a predicted model, not a curated record.
CCUGCUCCCCGCCAUGGCCUCGACCGGCCCGGGCCSCCGGCUCCUKCUGCUGCUGCUCCUGCUGCUGCCGCCGCCUCCUGCGGCCUCCGCCUCCGACAGGCCUCGGGGCAGCAAGCCGGUCAACCCAGAGAAGCUGCUGGUGAUCACCGUGGCCACCGCGGAAACAGAGGGAUACCGGCGCUUCUUGCAGUCUGCUGAGUACUUCAACUAUACUGUGCGGACCCUGGGCCUGGGAGAGGACUGGAGAGGGGGUGAUGUGGCUCGAACAGUUGGUGGAGGACAGAAGGUCAGAUGGCUAAAGAAAGAAAUGGAAAAGUAUGCAGACCAGGAAGACAUGGUCAUCAUGUUUGUAGACAGCUAUGAUGUGAUUCUGGCUGGCAGCCCCUCAGAGCUGCUAAAGAAGUUCAUCCAGAGUGGCAGCCGAUUGCUGUUCUCUGCAGAAGGCUUCUGCUGGCCUGAGUGGGGGCUGGCAGAGCAGUAUCCUGAGGUGGGCACGGGCAAGCGCUUCCUCAACUCCGGUGGAUUCAUUGGCUUCGCCCCCACUAUCCACCAAAUUGUCCGCCAGUGGAAGUACAAGGACGAUGAUGAUGAUCAGCUCUUCUACACGAGGCUCUAUCUGGACCCCGGGCUGAGGGAGAAACUCAGCCUUAAUCUGGAUCAUAAGUCCCGGAUCUUCCAGAACCUCAAUGGGGCUUUAGACGAGGUGGUUCUAAAGUUCGAUCGGAAUCGUGUGCGCAUCCGGAACGUGGCCUAUGACACACUCCCCGUCGUGGUCCAUGGAAAUGGUCCCACUAAGCUGCAGCUGAACUACCUGGGAAACUAUGUCCCCAAUGGCUGGACUCCCCAGGGAGGCUGUGGAUUCUGCAACCGGGACCGGAGGACACUCCCGGGGGGGCAGCCUCCCCCCCGGGUGCUGCUGGCCGUGUUCGUGGAACAGCCCACCCCGUUCCUGCCCCGCUUCCUGCAGCGGCUGCUGCUCCUGGACUAUCCCCCUGACAGGGUCACCCUCUUUCUGCACAACAACGAGGUAUACCAUGAGCCGCACAUCGCAGAGUCUUGGCAUCAGCUCCAGGACCACUUCUCAGCUGUGAAGCUGGUGGGGCCAGAAGAGGCCCUGAGCCCAGGCGAGGCCAGGGACAUGGCCAUGGACACUUGUCGGCAGGACCCUGAAUGUGAAUUCUACUUCAGUCUGGAUGCCGAUGCUGUCCUCACCAACAUGCAGACCCUGCGCAUCCUCAUCGAGCAGAACAGGAAGGUGAUCGCCCCCAUGCUGUCCCGCCAUGGCAAGCUGUGGUCCAACUUCUGGGGGGCCCUGAGCCCCGAUGAGUACUACGCCCGCUCCGAGGACUAUGUGGAGCUUGUGCAGCGGAAGCGCAUGGGCGUGUGGAACGUGCCCUACAUAUCCCAGGCAUAUGUGAUCCGUGGGGAAACCCUGAGGACAGAGCUGCCCCAGAGGGAGGUGUUUUCUGGCAGUGACACUGACCCGGACAUGGCCUUCUGUAAGAGCCUGCGAGACAAGGUGAGCAAGCAGGGCCUAGGGUACAGGGCCUGGGGCUGGGUGCUGGGAGGCCGAGGGGCAGCCACCGAGCAUCACCUCUGCCCCUCUCACACCCACCCCACCCUGCGCCAGGGCAUCUUCCUCCACCUCAGCAAUCAGCACGAGUUCGGCCGGCUCCUGGCCACCUCCCGCUAUGACACUGACCACCUGCAUCCCGACCUCUGGCAGAUCUUCGACAACCCCGUCGACUGGAGGGAGCAGUACAUUCACGAGAACUACAGCCGGGCGCUGGACGGGGAGGGGCUGGUGGAACAGCCAUGCCCGGAUGUCUACUGGUUCCCGCUGCUGUCAGAGCAAAUGUGUGACGAGCUGGUGGAGGAGAUGGAGAGCUAUGGCCAGUGGUCGGGAGGCCGGCACGAGGAUUCAAGGCUGGCUGGGGGCUAUGAGAACGUCCCCACCGUGGACAUCCACAUGAAGCAAGUGGGCUACGAGGACCAGUGGCUGCAGCUGCUGAGGACGUACGUGGGACCCAUGACUGAGAGCCUGUUCCCCGGCUACCACACCAAGACCCGGGCAGUAAUGAACUUCGUGGUCCGCUACCGGCCGGAUGAGCAGCCCUCUCUGCGGCCACACCAUGACUCGUCCACCUUCACCCUCAAUGUCGCCCUCAACCACAAAGGCCUGGACUAUGAGGGAGGUGGCUGCCGCUUCCUGCGCUAUGACUGUGUGAUCUCAUCCCCGAGAAAGGGCUGGGGGCUCCUGCACCCUGGCCGCCUCACCCACUACCACGAGGGGCUGCCCACGACGCGCGGCACUCGCUACAUCAUGGUGUCCUUCGUCGACCCCUGACGCUCAGCCACUCUGCCAAGCCUUCCCUGCCACCGUGCCUUGGGGGGCCUGCCCCCCCAUCCUUGGAGAGGUGGCUCUGCCCAUCUCCUCUCUUCCUGAGUAUGUCCCUUGCGCCUGGGACAGAAUGUGUCACCUCACCCCACCCAAGGCCCUCUCAGGAAGCCCCUGGAGCCCCACUCCACUCUGCAGCCCCCGGGGCUCAUGGGAAAGGGUUCCUGGAGUCCCCCUGUGAUAAAUUAUUAAGGUUUCUCAGCCCCCUCCCA